This is a messenger RNA of Nerophis lumbriciformis (worm pipefish), 1437 nucleotides long. NCBI's taxonomy places the organism in Eukaryota, Metazoa, Chordata, Actinopteri, Syngnathiformes, Syngnathidae. The record is from RefSeq and is a predicted model, not a curated record.
AUGUCUUUCUUCAUUAAAGGAACCAAAAGCGUCAAAACGCCGAUCGCUGUGAAAAAGGCAACAAUAUCGAAGCGAAAGGGUGACGUCGACGCUGGGGGGAAAACUAAAGGCAAAAAACAGAAUUCAAAAUAUAAUGAAGAGAUUUCCAGCGACUCUGAAACUGAGAGUUCGAUAGUUGCCAAGAAAAGGCCGGCCAGAGAAGAGCAUGACUUUGACGAGACACCGCAAGAGAAGAAACUCAGAUUAGCCAAACUUUACCUCAACCAGUUAAAGGAACAAGAAGAAGAAAAGGGUGAAGAUGAGGCAUUUGAAACAGAAGUAAUUGCUGGAAGACUUCAAGAAGAAGUGCUUGAGCAUAAAGGCAAACUACAGCGACUCAUUGCCAAAGAUCUGUUGCCACCCGACACUUCCGAAAUCCGUCUAUUAAGAGGACACAAGCUCCCAAUUACCUGCCUGGUCAUCAGUCCUGAUGAUAAAUGCAUCUUCUCUGCCUCCAAAGAUUGCUCCAUCAUUAAAUGGGAUAUCGAAAGCGGGAAAAAACUGCGGGUCAUACCCGGUGGGAGGAAAGGCACGGAAGAUCGCCACAUCGGACAUACGGCUCACGUGCUUUGUAUGUCCAUAUCAUCCGACGCAAAAUACUUGGCCACGGGAGACAUGAACAAACUGAUCAUGAUUUGGGAAGCUGAAACGUGCAAGCAUCUUUAUAAAUUCACAGGACACAAAGGCCCCGUGUCGGGUCUCUCGUUCAGGAAGGGAACACAUGAUCUUUACAGUGCCUCACACGAUCGCUCCAUCAAAGUCUGGAAUGUGGAUGAAAACGCCUAUGUGGAAACCCUCUUCGGCCAUCAGGACGCCAUCACGGGACUUGACAGCCUGAGCCGAGAACGUUGCGUGACCGCCGGCGGACGCGACCGUACUGUGCGUGUGUGGAAGAUUGCCGAGGAGUCGCAGCUCGUGUUUCACGGUCACGAGGGGUCAAUAGAUUGCAUCCAACUCAUUAAUGAGGAACACAUGGUCACAGGAGCUGACGACGGCUCCGUGUGUCUUUGGAGUGUUAAUAAGAAGAAACCCCUCAGCACGGUGAAGCAGGCUCACGGUUGCCAUGGCAACGUCGGGCUAGAGCAGCCUCACUGGGUGGCCGCGGUGGCCGCGCUUCAGAACACCGAUGUCGUAGCCUCAGGUUCCAGCAACUCACAGGUGCAGCUGUGGAAAUGUGGUCAGAAUUAUCGAGGGCUUGAGCAACUCUUCAGUAUUCCUGUGAUCGGUUUUGUCAACAGCCUGAAGUUUUCGCACUCUGGUCACUUCUUGGUGGCGGGAGUUGGACAGGAGCACAGGUUGGGUCGAUGGUGGAGACAAAAAGAGGCCAAGAAUGGAAUCUUUAUCAUUCCCCUUAAGAGGAAGCCUCCAAAUCAAGAUCAAGCCCAGACAGAAGAAUAA